AACAUCAUAGCUCAUCUAUUCAAUGCCCCAUUGGAGGAUUCAGAGUCAGCUGUUGGAGUGGGAACUGUGGGCUCUUCUGAAGCCAUCAUGUUGGCCGGCUUAGCUUUCAAGAGGAAGUGGCAGAACAAGAGGAGAGCUCAGGGCAAGCCCAUUGACAACCCCAACAUUGUCACCGGAGCCAAUGUCCAGGUGUGCUGGGAGAAAUUUGCAAGGUACUUUGAGGUGGAGUUGAAGGAGGUGAAGUUGAGGGAAGGAUACUAUGUAAUGGAACCAUCACUUAUUAUACAUGACUCAGUAAUGUUGAUGUAGUCUAAAUAACAUUACACAUGUGUAUAACACCUAACUUUUUUUCUUUUUCUUUUUUUUCGCUUGCGUAGAUGGGAUACUCCAAUCCAUGUAGACGCAGCAAGUGGUGGGUUUAUUGCACCAUUUUUGUACCCAGAACUUGAGUGGGACUUCCGUUUGCCCUUAGUGAAGAGCAUCAAUGUUAGUGGGCACAAGUACGGAAUUGUGUAUGCAGGAAUUGGGUGGGUCAUCUGGAGGAACAAAGAGGACUUGGCUGAGGAACUCAUCUUCCAUAUCAACUACCUUGGAGCAGAUCAACCUACCUUCACCCUCAACUUCUGUAAAGGUUCCAGCCAAGUUAUUGCUCAAUAUUAUCAACUGAUUCGCUUGGGUUUUGAGGGAUACAGGAAUGUCAUGGAAAAUUGUUGUGAAAACAUGAUAGUACUAAAAGAAGGAUUGGAGAAGACAAAGCGCUUCAACAUAGUCUCUAAAGACGAAGGGGUACCAUUGGUGGGAUUUUCUUUGAGGUACAACCACCGCCACGACGAGUUUGAAAUCUCUGACUUGCUCCGCCGCUUUGGAUGGAUUGUCCUUGCCUACACCAUGCCCCCAGAUGCACAACAUGUCACAGUUUUGUGCGUCGUGAUCAGAGAAGACUUCUCUCGCACUUUGGCGGAGCGCCUAGUGAAUGAUAUCCAGAAAGUGUUGCAUGAACUAGACACACUUCCAUCUAAGCUUAGCUCCAAUGUGAAGGCUGCCGACGGAGAGGAUGGGAAACCGGCAGAGACAAGGGCACUUGAGAGUAAGAAGAGUGAUUUGGAAAAGACAAGGGAGAUCAGAACAAUUUGGAGGAAGUUUGUUACGGCCAGGAAGCAGAAGAUGAAUGUUGUUUGUUAGAAAGUGUCUGGUUUUUGCUACUCUAAUUAAUUAUUAACUUUGCUAAAAUUGAGUGUGUACUUGUAUGUGCUUUCAAUUGGAAUGGGAGUGAGCGUCCUUUUUGUAUCGCGUGAGACAAUUUCUUUUGCUCAAAUUUGAUGCCUAAUGAGUA
Molecule: messenger RNA, 1333 nt
Organism: Prunus mume (Japanese apricot)
Lineage: Eukaryota; Viridiplantae; Streptophyta; Magnoliopsida; Rosales; Rosaceae
Source: RefSeq, a predicted model, not a curated record